Dovyalis caffra is the source of this 540-nucleotide messenger RNA. NCBI's taxonomy places the organism in Eukaryota, Viridiplantae, Streptophyta, Magnoliopsida, Malpighiales, Salicaceae. The record is from the annotation of a GenBank genome assembly.
AUGAAAAUAGUGAGUGUAAUGAUUCACAAAUCAUUGUGCCUUUACCCUCCUAUUUGUGUGAUAUCUAAGGAGGCAUUGCAAGAUAUGGAAUUUGGAGCAAUUGUUUUGCCCAAGGUUGUGAAAUCCAAUGAAAAAUUGAGCUCAAGAGAACGUGAGGAUCUAGGAUUUUCAGGACUUGCACUUUGCUCUGAUUGCAAUACUUUUGCUGAGUAUGUUAAAAACCAAGAGUUGGUGUCUGACUGUUGGAAGUGUUGCACAGAGGAUUCUGAUGAUUCCAUGAGCAAGAUUACGGACUCCGGUGCAAUACUAGAGGUUUGCAUGAGGAAAUUGGUUUUCUAUCCUGAAAUUGUUAGUUUCAUUGAAGAAGAGAAGGAUCAAUUUCCUACUGUUAAAGUCCAGUAUCUUUUCAAUUCUCCACCAAAGUUAAUCAUGCUAGAUGAUGAGGGUCAGCAUAAGGAAACCAUUAGAAUUGACAACUGGAAACGGGAACAUGUGCUGCAGUUCUUGAGGGAGAAGGUUAAGCCUGUUUCAGCAUCCUAA